AUUUUAUGUCACUUUGUUAUAUGACAGAGAGGUAUUUCUGUGGGGUGGGGUGCAGAUCCCAAGUUUUCAGUACUUCUGGAAAAUUCCAUACACCCCGUUUACAUGGAGCUCCCAAAAUCGGAUUUCGUUAUCCUAUUCCAUAAUACGACUUCUGGCUGAUCAUGUAAAUGCUUCAAGACCGAAUUUGCAAAUCCGCUGCUAGUUGCCGGCUUUCCAAUUCGUCUUUCGCUCCAAUGUAAACGCAUCCUGUUUUGAAACACGCUUGCGCUGUCAUGUUUUUUGGUUUUAAAAAUUUUGGAUUAGUAUGGACGGAGUGGCUUUUUGUAUAGUGCAGGAUUGGUAGAAAUAUAAGACUAAAGCUGCUUACAUCUCAUUUAAUUGAAGAGAUUGGGCGAUUGCGCUGACUAAAUCAGAAACUUGAAUAGCUGUUUUCCGGGCUCCAUAUUUAACUCGGCUAGCUAAUGCGCUUCAGACCUUAACAUAUAAACACGACAGCGAUGAACGGUUUUCUAAAUUCGGAUUUCGUGUUUCAGAAGACGUAUCGCAUGUAAACGCAGUGUUAAAUAUUUCCUCACGUAAUAUCGAUAAUAGCGAGCAUGCGUUUAAUCGAUAUAGAAGUCGAUUACGUUAUUGCACUUUCGAUUAGAGCAGCAGUCUCAUCCGAAAACGACUACGUAUGCCACGGACGAAACACGAGGGUAGUGUGUAUAAACGAUUUUGAGAAAAUGGCUAAUUUGAGACAGACUCCUUUGACUUGCAGUGGACAUACUAGGCCAGUAGUGCAUUUAGCUUUUAGUGAUAUAACGGAAUGUGGAUACUUUUUAAUAUCGGCUUGCAAAGAUGGCAAGCCCAUGCUACGCCAGGGAGACACAGGUGACUGGAUUGGCACAUUUGAGGGUCAUAAGGGUGCUGUUUGGGGUGUUGCACUAAACCCACAGGCAUCAAAAGCUGCGACAGGUGCAGCUGAUUUCAAUGCCAAGGUGUGGGAUGCUGUUUCCGGUGAAGAAAUUCAUUCUUUUCAACAUAAUCAUAUUGUAAAGAGUGUUAAUUUUUCUUCAGAUAGUGAACUUUUUGUAACUGGUAGCAACGAAAAGCUUAUCAGAGUCUUUGAUCUCAACAAACCAGAAGCAAGCCCUUCCACCUUUGCUGGACACACUUCGGGAAUCAGGCAUGUGUUGUUCUUCAGGAAUGACUCUCAUCUUGUGAGCUGUGCUGACGAUCGCUCUCUGAGAGUUUGGGACCGAACAUCUGGACAGGAAGUACAGAAACUUGAAUUCUCAGCCAUUCCCAGUAGUCUGGAGGUGUCACGAGAUGGUACAACGAUUACUGUGACCCAUGGGAAUAUAGUAAGCUUUUGGGAUGCAAACAGCUUGGAGAAGAUAAGAGAAUUCACUGUCCCUACACAAGUAAAUUCUGCAUCGUUGCAUCCUGAUAAGACUAUAUUUGUUUGUGGUGGAGAAGACUUGAAAAUGUAUAAAUUUGAUUAUACUACAGGAACUGAAAUUGAAUCCUUCAAAGGUCACUUUGGACCAGUUCACUGUGUGAGGUUCUCCCCUGAUGGUGAGCUGUAUGCUUCUGGUUCAGAGGAUGGAACUUUACGUUUAUGGCAGACAACCGUUGGCAAGACGUAUGGCUUGUGGAAAUGCAUUGAGGGAACACUGGCAGAGCCAAUUGCCCCACAAAAGCAGGAAGUUUCAGCCAGCUAGAAUUGACUGCUAUGGAAGUCUCCUAUUUAUUUGACUUUAUAAAUAUGUAUAAAAAGAAUUAUCUUUUGACAGCUGAAUCUCUCUCGUGUUGUCAUGAUUUUCAGUGACUGAGGACACUUCGUAUGAUAGGGUUUCAAGGAAAAUGGAGGAGGAGAAGGAAACUUACUGCUUCAUUUCAUGUUUCUCUGGGAGAGACGUGAUUUUUUUGGAUGCAUUCAUGUAACAAUUACCAUGAACGAAGACAUCACUUGUGGUAGUUCUGAAUUGUUUAAACCGUUUUUUUAAGUGAGUCACAAAAUAUUUAAUCGCUCACCAAGUUGUACUUGUGCAAUUUUAACCCAAGUCUUUGGAACUCCCUGCAUUUAGAACUGUUACCCCAAGUCUUUAGAACUCCCUGCAUUUAGAACUGUUACUUUCCUUGUGUAGUCAGUUCAGCUCCUAUUAGAAAUAUUUAAGCAUUUUUGUUAUAAAUUGUUUUGCUUUGUAGUAAAUAUCGAUGUGUAGUUCUUUGGGAAUCACAGUGAGGAAAUGUAUUCAUCAGACCAUUAAAUCAUUAACUAGUAUUUACAAAUGGCAGUAUUUCCAAUUUUGAUAGAUCUUAGCUAUGGUGGUAUAUAUUUUGCAGCUUACUCAAUGUGCAGUAUUUUCAACUGUAGAGCCAUGUUAGUUAUUGAAAAACUUUGCUCCUGUGAAUGUAGUACCUUUUCUCAUGGAAAUUUCAGAUUAUAGACUCAUAAAUUGUCCAAUUGUAAAAAUAUACAUAAAUGUGCUUUCAUGGAGUAUAAAAUUUUAUUAUGAUUUAUUGACAACCUUUGCUUUGCUUUUUGUGUUAAAACUGUUAUAUUUUAUGGUUUAUGUUUUUAUUUCUGAUUCAGAUGUAAUUACCUUGGUAAGAUUUCUCACAGUAAUGUUUUAUGGUUAAACCAGAGCAGUUCUAAAUGAGUAUUGUGGGCUGAGUGUAGUAAUUUUUCAUUGUUGUGUAAAGCUAAUUUUUAAUUCAUGACAAAUAGGAUAAGGGUAUAGAAAUAAUUCUAGUAUAAUUGUGCAUUUCAAUAAAUGUAAGUAUUCAUUGUAGGUGAUGGUAUAUCUUUUUGUACGUGUAUGACUGUAAGUGGGACAGGUAUGCCAAGUUCCUGGGGCCAAUGCUAAUUUGGAAUUAGUUUCCACAGUGCAUUUACUAGGGCCAUGAAUUAGAAAUGUGGGAGGGGGCAUACCAAAUGAAUAUUUUUCUCGGGCUGUGUUCGUAAAAAGAACACAUGGGGUAUAUGAAGUGGUUUGAGCAUAGUGUAUUUUAUAACAUUAAUAAUUUUUAUACCAUUAAUAAACAGUAGCUUCCAUUUUGUACAGUGUAUUUAUUGUGUGGAAGAACUAAGCCAUUAUAAGAGUAUGUAUGCCCUGUAUAUUAUUGACUGUAUGAAAAUAAUUAUGUAAAAAGUUCAUUGUAAAAUGAAAUAAAUCUGUACAUGUUUUGUUCAUA
Schistocerca gregaria is the source of this 3183-nucleotide messenger RNA. It is a transcript of the gene wmd, whose product is annotated as serine-threonine kinase receptor-associated protein. Bases 597 to 1706 code for a protein of 369 amino acids. Gene Ontology annotation, biological process: spliceosomal snRNP assembly. Gene Ontology annotation, cellular component: SMN complex. Gene Ontology annotation, molecular function: protein binding; RNA binding. The record is from RefSeq and is a predicted model, not a curated record. The transcript is spliced from 7 exons. NCBI's taxonomy places the organism in Eukaryota, Metazoa, Arthropoda, Insecta, Orthoptera, Acrididae.